Messenger RNA from Penicillium alfredii, 2322 nucleotides. RefSeq names its product putative JmjC domain protein. The transcript has 2 exons. Lineage: Eukaryota; Fungi; Ascomycota; Eurotiomycetes; Eurotiales; Aspergillaceae. Bases 1 to 2322 code for a protein of 773 amino acids. The record is from RefSeq and is a predicted model, not a curated record.
AUGCCGACCCAGCGCACCCGCGCGGUCUUUGAGCCGUUUCCUCCAAACCUGGACAUUGGCGACCUUGUUGAUUCGACCCCUAAAUUCAACUUCGCGUGGAGAAUCACUUGUGAUUCGAUCGAUGAAAACCCUCGGGAAGAUUUUGAGCAAUUGGUUUUGUUCCAUGUGAUUUUGUCCGGACGUCCUCUCGUCAUCGAAGGAUUCCAAAAGCGGUUGGACAAGUUCCUGUUCUCGGAGAAAUGGCUGAGACAGAAUUGCGCCGGGAAGAAGGAGAAUGCGCGAGACUUGGUCAAGGGCACUAACCUGCUGCUCACCAUCGGGCAUUACUUGAAAAACCUGCCUCUCUUGACUGAACAAUGGACCCCAUACAACUACACGGAUCGAGAUCGCCAAAGAUUGUAUCUGAAAGAUAUCGAUUGCCCCCCUGAGUGGUGCAAUUCUCUUGGGAAAUUGAUUCCUCCCUGUCUGUUUUACUUGAAUGAGUUCCCGAAGCCUUUCGAUGGCCCCGGUUCCCAGCUGUCCGACUCAUCCCCACCUCCCAACUCCGCACAAGGCGUGCCUAUCGCCCGGGCGGGCGAUUUGAUGAGCUGUCUCCCUGAAAGAAUGCGUGCAGAAAAUCUGAUGUGCUAUGUUGGACACGAAGGGACCUACACGCCGGCACACCAAGAGAUGUGUGCUAGUCUCGGCCAAAACAUCAUGGUCGAAGCAUCGGAUGGAUCUGUUGAACAUGGGAAGCAGACAAGACCGGGUUCCUCAAUUUGGUUCAUGACUGAGACCAAAGACCGCCAUGCCGUGGCGGAGUAUUGGAUGUCUUUUCUUGGACAUGAUAUUGACAUCGAAGAUCACUUCGCCCAAUUGAACGCAUGGACAAACGCUCCGUUCAAGACAUUCGUUGUUGAGCAGAGGCCCGGCGACUUGGUUCUCAUUCCUCCCUUGGCUGCCCAUCAGGUGUGGAACCGCGGUACCAGGACAAUGAAAGUGGCCUGGAACCGCACGACUGUUGACACCCUGGAGAUGGCAUUGUGUGAAGCGCUACCCCAUGCGCGGAUGGUCUGUCGCGAUGAACAAUACAAGAACAAGGCCAUCGUUUACUACACACUCGAAAAAUAUUCCAACCUAUUGUGGCGGGCGCACAAGGAGGAGAAGAAGGAGCACCCGGAAGUCAAGCAACUGUUGCAGGAUUUCAAACGACUCUUCAUGUUGUACACGGAAGUUUUGCUUUCAGAAACUUUCCCGCCGAGGAAGCUCGUGGAAAAGGAGGUCGAGUAUGUUGAAUUCGAGGGCAAUGUCACUUGUUCUUACUGUCGGUGCAACAUUUUUAACCGAUUUCUUACCUGCCCCUGGUGUGUGGAAACGUUCAAUGUUGAUGGCGAAGAAAUAUCCGACACCUACGACAUUUGCAUGGAUUGCUUUGUGAUGGGUAGAAGUUGCCGUUGCGUUUCCAGGCUCAAAUGGGCCGAGCAAUUCCGGUGGAAGGAGAUCCUCGGGCGAUAUGAACAUUGGCGACAGCUUAUUCUUACUCUUGACGAAGGAAGUCAAGACGAAAAACAGCAACAAAAGCUCAAGACCCAGUUUCCGGCGUUCACCAUCGCACGAGGCCAAAUGGGCCGGAAGUCUCUGGCUGAAAUCUGCCAGGAGGAAUUGAUCCGACGGCCGUGGAUUGAUAUCAAAAAACCCAAUCCGGCUGCUGCCAAGAAGCUGGAGGCAUCAAGCGACUCCGAGGACAAUGGUCAGUCUCGCAAACGGAGGAAAGUGCGACAUCGAGCCAAGGCUCACGCCGAGGAGACUGGCCGUUGUCAUGUUUGCAGAGAACCUGAAGCCUCUUGGAAACGGGCUUCGUGCUCACGCUCGACCUGCGAAGAACAGUACUGUUAUAGCUGUCUGUUCCGUGCUUUCGAUAUAUCACCCCGGGAUGUGAUGGAAAAGCAUCACUGGUGGUGCCCAAAAUGUCAGAAGAUUUGCAGCUGCAAUAACUGUCGACGAGAUCCGACCAUGAGCCCACAUGAACCUCGCGGCACUCUCUUGGGGCAUGACACCAGAAAGAUUGCCGAUCCCCGUAGCGUCGAGUCUCUGGUGAAUUUGCGUCUCACCAAUUUCCGCUGGCUCAACCAGUUUGGGAGUGACAACGCAAGCCGGGUUGAAAAACGCCUGAAAGAAGCGGAGGAAAAACGUACGCAAGCAUUGCGUGUUUAUGAGAUCGACCUGGAAUCAAGCCCCCUUCCGAUGAAUACACACACAGGCGACUUCUUGGCAAAUUACGAGGCUGAAAUUCCGGUUGACCCGGGCCUGGAACUGGACAAUACUCUUCGCAUGCUUGUAUGA